Molecule: messenger RNA, 3189 nt
Organism: Artibeus jamaicensis (Jamaican fruit-eating bat)
Lineage: Eukaryota; Metazoa; Chordata; Mammalia; Chiroptera; Phyllostomidae
Gene: CPEB1
Product: cytoplasmic polyadenylation element binding protein 1
Exons: 12
Coding region: 364-1839 (491 amino acids)
Biological process (GO): negative regulation of cytoplasmic translation
Cellular component (GO): neuron projection; synapse; cytoplasm
Molecular function (GO): mRNA regulatory element binding translation repressor activity; ribosome binding; translation factor activity, RNA binding
Source: RefSeq, a predicted model, not a curated record
UCCUGGCGGUCGGCAUCUUCGCGAAAGCCACGACGGCAGCGGUGCGGCUCCUUUAAGGCGGAGGGAUCGUCCCCUCGUGCUGUGCUUGCUGCUUUAGCCCGAGAGGUCACGUGGCUUCACACGUUCUAUUGCCGCAGGAGCCCGGCUGGCCAGGAGGAGGAAGCGGGAAGGAUCAAAGACGGCUGGGACGGCCAGGAGGCACAUGCACUCUCCACGUGUAGCAACGCCAGUAUCUUCCAGAGGAUAAAUGCCAUACUGGAUAACUCUCUGGAUUUCAGUAGAGUCUGCACUACGCCCAUCAGUCGAGAAGUUCAUGACCAUCUGCCAGACUUCCCGGACUCGGAAGAAACAGUCACAGGCAGGAUGCUUUUCCCCACCUCUGCGCAAGAUUCUCCCCGGGGCCUCCCAGAUGCAAAUGACCUGUGCCUUGGCCUGCAGUCGCUCAGUCUCACAGGCUGGGACCGACCCUGGAGCACCCAGGACUCAGAUUCCUCAGCCCAGAGCAGCGCACAGUCGGUACUGAGCAUGCUCCACAACCCACUGGGCAGUGUCCUGGGGAAGUCCCCCCUGGGCUUCCUGCCACUGGACCCCCUGGGAGCUGACGUGGUGGACAAGUUCCCAGCACCCUCGGUCAGAAGCUCCCGCCUGGACACGCGGCCCAUCCUGGACUCCCGUUCCAGCAGCCCCUCUGACUCAGACACCAGUGGCUUCAGCUCUGGAUCAGACCAUCUUUCCGACUUGAUUUCAAGCCUCCGCAUCUCCCCCCCGCUGCCCUUCCUGUCGCUGACGGGGGGUGGCCCCAGAGAGUCUUUAAAGAUGGGGGUUGGGUCCCGGAUGGACCAAGAGCAAGCUGCUCUCGCGGCAGUCACUCCUUCCCCAACCAGCGCGUCCAAGAGAUGGCCAGGGGCUUCGGUGUGGCCAUCCUGGGACCUCCUGGAAGCUCCCAAAGACCCCUUCAGCAUUGAGAGAGAGGCCAGGCUGCACCGGCAGGCUGCAGCCGUGAAUGAAGCUACCUGUACCUGGAGUGGUCAGCUUCCCCCCCGGAACUACAAGAACCCCAUCUACUCUUGCAAAGUGUUCCUAGGAGGUGUUCCUUGGGAUAUUACAGAAGCUGGAUUGAUUAACACCUUCCGUGUCUUCGGCUCUUUGAGUGUGGAGUGGCCUGGUAAGGAUGGCAAGCACCCGCGGUGCCCUCCCAAAGGUAAUGUGCCUAAAGGGUACGUGUACCUGGUCUUCGAGCAGGAGAAGUCCGUCCGGGCUCUGCUGCAGGCCUGCUCUCAUGACCCGCUGAGCCCGGACGGCCUGAGCGAAUACUAUUUCAAGAUGGCCAGCCGGAGGAUGCGCUGCAAGGAGGUACAAGUGAUCCCCUGGGUCUUGGCUGACAGCAACUUUGUCCGGAGCCCGUCUCAGAGACUCGACCCCAGCAGGACGGUGUUUGUGGGUGCUCUGCACGGGAUGCUCAACGCCGAGGCCCUGGCGGCCAUCCUGAACGACCUGUUUGGGGGAGUGGUUUACGCCGGGAUUGACACAGAUAAGCACAAGUAUCCCAUUGGGUCGGGUCGUGUGACUUUCAAUAACCAGCGCAGUUACUUGAAAGCCGUGAGCGCUGCUUUUGUGGAGAUCAAAACCACCAAGUUCACCAAGAAGGUUCAGAUCGACCCCUACCUGGAAGAUUCUCUCUGUCACAUCUGCAGCUCUCAGCCUGGCCCUUUCUUCUGCCGAGAUCAGGUGUGCUUCAAGUACUUCUGCCGGAGCUGCUGGCACUGGCGGCACAGCACCGAGGGCCUGCGCCACCACAGCCCCCUGAUGCGGAACCAGAAGAGCCGAGAUUCCAGCUAGGAGCCGGCCUCGUGCGGUGGCCUGUGGUGCCCGAGCGCCCGCAGCUGGCAGGUCAGGCAGCAACCUGCACCACCUGGCCACCGGUGACCAGGGAGCUGGCUUCCCGGGGACAAGGGAAGACCGUAGUCACCUUUGCACUUGCUGAGUCUGUCUUUGUUUCUGCACUAAUUAAUGCACAAUGAGUUUUGUCGGGUUUGUUUUCAGGGGCUGGGGCAGGGCAAGGACCCUCUGGCUCGCCCUCCAAGCGACUCUGUAGUUUUCCCAGAUUUUUAGUUCCUCAUUUUGCCGAUGAAAAGCAAAAAAGAACUACGUGUCCGGAAGGUACUGACACGAUGCCUACAUCUAGGUUUAUUUAUUAAAAGCGCUUUUUUUACAUUCCUUGCAAUACUGAUGGUGGUGAUGCGCAGGUCUCGCUGGUUUCAUUCUCGCAGUUGCCAUACAGUGCCUUUCCAUUUAUUUAACCCCCACCUGAACGGCAUAAACUGAGUGUUCAGCUGGUGUUUUUUACUGUAAACAACAAGGAGACUUUGCUCUUCAUUUAAACCAAAAUCAUAUUUCAUAUUUUAUGCUCGAGGGUUUUUACCGGUUCCUUUUUACACUCCUUAAGAUAGUUUUUAAGUCAUUUGGAACAAGAGGUUUUUUUUUUUUUCUUCUUCUUUUCCUGGCAGCUUUUAACAUUAUAGCAAAUUUGUGUCUGGGGGACUGCUGGUCACUGUUUCUCACAGUUGCGAAUGAAGGAAAAAAAUUUGCAACCAAGAAAAAAAUGUUUUUGAGUUGCAUACUGGACCAGGUAAAUGGUGUUAGAGCAGCUGCUAUAUAUAAGUUUAAAUGGUUUAUUGCACCUUAAGUUGCACUUAUUUGGGGGGGGAGGGUUGAUAGAAGUUUUUAAUCACAAAGUCACAGGACUUCUUUCUUUUGUAACUGAGCUAAAAAAGGGCUGCUUUUCGGUGGGGCAGACGGAGGCUCACAGGAGCCCUUUCUCUCAGAGGGGACGAGAACUCUUCCCUGGUUUCUUCGAUUUGAGAAUUCUAUGGAGCAACAGUUGCAGUGGACGGAAAUGCUACUGGAAUUUGAAAACUUGACUUUUAUUUUUCCUUUUUUUUUGUUUGUUUGUUUUGUUUUUUAAAUCUACUUGCCCCUCUUUGGGAAGCUGUGUGCCAAAGAACCAGUGUCAUAACCCCCCUCCCCGCUGAGCUGACGUUGCACCGUUGCAUAUCCCAGCUACUCUGUGGGUUUUGUGAAGCUGUGUGUGAAGUCUCUACCUCAUUGUAGUAUAUGCAGGCAAGACUGCACUCUCCUGCAGAUGUGUGGAGUAAGCUGUGGUGUAGUUUUUGUUUGUUUGGUUUUUUU